Molecule: messenger RNA, 247 nt
Organism: Meloidogyne enterolobii
Lineage: Eukaryota; Metazoa; Nematoda; Chromadorea; Rhabditida; Meloidogynidae
Source: the annotation of a GenBank genome assembly
AUGUCAAAAUCAUCCAACUUUCUUCUCCUUUUACUAUUUAUACUAAUUUUACUUCCAAGAACGAAUGGUGGUGGGCUUGGUGGACGUCGCGCAGAUCGUGGAGGGCGUAGUGGACUUUCAAGUUCAAGCAGUGCUGGAUCACGUGUCGGAGAAAGUGCUGGAUCCUCAACUUCAGGAAAUUUACAAAGGUAAGGGCCACAUGCAAUCGUCCAUGAUUAAACACAUUGAUUAAAUCUAUUCCAAGUUU